Messenger RNA from Aplysia californica (California sea hare), 1781 nucleotides. RefSeq names its product GATA zinc finger domain-containing protein 5. Lineage: Eukaryota; Metazoa; Mollusca; Gastropoda; Aplysiida; Aplysiidae. The record is from RefSeq and is a predicted model, not a curated record. The transcript is spliced from 2 exons. The coding region runs from base 495 to 1748 and encodes 417 amino acids.
UCAUACAUUGUUAUUAUUCGACGAAGAGGUGCUUUGACAUAUUAUUAUCCGGAUUUUGCUAAAGCGACUCAUUGCCCAGCUGUAGAACAGAGGCAUCGUCCUCGGCCCAGUUGAGCGAGCUUUGUCGAGGGGCCCUGCUCGCUGGACUCGGUGUGUGUGCGAGUGCGUUUGCGUGUGUCCGCCUGCCCGCCCGUCCGCCUGUGGUAAACAAAACUGUUCCAGGAAUCCGUCCAUCUGUCUGUUCGCGAUCGAGAUUUUAGUCGUCGUUGUGAAUGUAACGCUGGAAAGAUGCAUAUCGUUUUGCUGUGUCACGCUGUUAAUCAUUGUGACUAUGUAACGGUGUAACGAUGUAUAUCGUUGUGACUCUGAAACGCUGAAAGGAUGUAUACCGUUCUGACUAUGUAACGCUGUAAGUCUUUGUGGCUAUGUAACGCUGUAAGUCUUUGUGACUAUGUAACGCUGUGACGUUGUAUCACGAUGCACCCACCUGAAGGAUGAGGAAAGGACGGGUUCGAGCGCCGGCCCAGCUGUCUGUGACCUGCUCCGGUCACGGUGCCGGGUACUCCACGGCUGGCUUCAUCUCCAGCACCAAUAGUAGAAGCAGUACUGCUGCUGAGUUCAGCAACUUUAGUGUCAGCGGCAGCAACAGCAGCAACAACAGCAGCAGGGAUUCUCAUACUCAUAGCUCUGGCCCCAUCAUCAUUACCUCUUCAACGACUACGAGGGUCAGUUCUACACUUGGUGGUGGUGUGGGUUGUGGUGGUGUGGGUGGUGGCGGAGGUGGUGUGGGUGGUGGUGGUGGAAGUGAUGGUGGAGGUCGAACCAUCAACAGUGGUCACUACGCUAGACAGAACGUCUUUUCAACGUUCCGCGGCAUCUUGAGUGGUGCAGGGGAUGGUGGUAGUGGUGGUGGAGGCGGCAGCGGUGGGUGUUGUGGUAGUGGAAGUGGUGUUUCAAGUUCUCUGCCCAUUUCCGCGAACGGUGGCGAGGACAGCGACAGACGGGCCCGUCGCCGCGGGGAGCGGUCUGAGUUUGCGUUCGCUACAUCAGCAACAACGGAGGAGCAAGACAAAAAUGUGGACAGCCCGGAGUGGAUCACCAUCGCCAGCUCACCAGAAGCGACGCAACAGCAGCAGCAGCAGCAUUUCCCGGAUGUGUCAAUGACCUCGCAACAGCAACAGCAGCAUCAACAUCAACAGCAACAGAAGCAGCAGUUCCCGGAUGCGUCGAUGACCACCAGCACCAGCACCACCACCACCACCAGCAGCACCACUAUCAUUACGACCACCGUGCCCUCGUCAGCGGUCUCGCUGAGUGACGUCAGCAUUCACAGACGCGAGUACGAGAGCCUCAGCCCCUUCGAGGACGACGGCAGCGCGGCCAACCUCGCCUCUGACGUCACCGGUCACGUGGGCUUUGAGAGCGGCCUCUUCUCCGGCUACCACGCUCCGGGCGAGGAUGACGUGGUUUUCCCCAUGGAGGAAGAUUUUCCCGGUGAGGGAGAUUUUCCUGCUGCUAGUACAAAUAGCAACCACAACAACAUCAACAAUGGCAACAACAACAACAGCAGCAGCAACAGCAACAACCACAGCCACAACGACAACUUUGCUGCCGGGUUUGGUGGGGAGCGUGUGUUUGACUUCGAUUUGGAUUCCUUUAUGGACGUUCAGAUUCCGGAGAUGGAGGAUAGGGACGGGGACGAGGAAGCUAGUCAGUUGUCGGAGACCAUAGAGGGAUGGCACAUGUGAGUCUCUCUUUGUGUGUGUGAGUGUGUGUGUUUU